Molecule: messenger RNA, 378 nt
Organism: Paramecium tetraurelia
Lineage: Eukaryota; Ciliophora; Oligohymenophorea; Peniculida; Parameciidae
Exons: 1
Source: RefSeq, a predicted model, not a curated record
AUGACUUCUAUUGAAAAAUUUGGAACUUCAAAUCAAGAAUAAUAGAAUUAAUAAACUUAAAAAGAGGCACAAUUCUUUAAUUCGUAUAAAUCAAAUAUUCAAGUUGAUAAAAGAGAACAUUUUAUUGAAUACAAACCUUUUCACACUAACUAAACCUUAAACAAUUAAGCUCACUUUCCAUUAGGAAUAUCAAUGAACUUAAAUAAUUCAUUCUAAAUUAAGCAAAAUCAAAAAGAAAUUGAAUAAUCUAGAAAAGAAAAAGAAAUUCGCAUAUAAGAUCUAAAGAAUGUUGCAUAAAAGGCAGUUUAAAGAAGGAAAGAAAAAGUUCUUGAAAAAUACUUGUAGCCUAAUUAAAAUAUAAUUGAUGACUAUCUUUGA